AAGGAGGAACGAGAAAUACUGAUAACCUCAAGCAUCUUCAUGGGACAGUUUAACGGAAAAUGCAACCCACUCUGCGGAAGCGGCAGAACGCUGCCAUCCAAGGGUCUACCUUUCUCUCUAGUCACAGACAUGGGUCUAAAAAUGUGGAUUCUUCACUGAAGAAGCCUCAGUUUCACUUAGAUCUUUGGUUGUGUUUUACCGUCCAGAACUGGCUGCUAGACUUAGGAAGGCCCAUUGUCAUGAUUGUUUUUCCGCUAGAGUGGUUUCCUUUGAACAGACCCAGUGUUGGAGACUGUUUCCACAUGGCCUAUAAUAUCAUCACUCCUUUUCUUCUGCUUAAGCUCAUAGAGCGAAGCCCAAAGACAUUGCCACGCUCUGCAGUCUACUUGUGUAUCAUUACCUUCGUCAUGGGUGCCAGCAUUCACUUAGUGGGCGACUCAGUCAACCAUCGCCUCAUUCUCAGUGGCUACCAAUUACACCUGUCAGUCAAGGAGAACCCCAUUAUCCAAAACCUCAAACCUGCCACACUGAUUGAUUCAUUUGAACUUCUUUAUUUCUAUGAUGAACAUUUCGGCCACUUUAUGUGGUACUCUCCCCUCUUCCUCAUUCUCUUCCUCUACUUCACUGGCUGCUUCACUCACAUUAAGGAGGAGAGGAGGAUGCCUCUUUCUGCUUGGCUACUCCUGGGUCCUAGUGCCCUUUAUUAUUGGUAUCUAGUAACAGAAGGGCAGAUCUUCAUCCUGUUCAUCUUUACGUUCUUUGCCAUGACAGCCACGGUAAUGCACCAGAAACGAAAAGGAUUUGUCCCAGACAGCAACGGUCUGUUCCUGCUGGGCAGUUUCUCUGUGGUACUGCUGCUGCUGACAGUGUGGGUGGCCUGUCUGUGGAAUGAUCCUGUCCUGCGCAAGAAGUACCCCGGUGUCAUCUACAUCCCCGAGCCCUGGGCCUUCUACACACUGCACGUCAGACGCGAUGGAUAACAACACCAGUCAUCCCAAUCCAGGAAUCCACCAGCAUCAUUUCCCCAAGAGUCUUCACUGUAACCAUUUUCUCCCCCUGGCCUUGAUUCCUAAGGUACUUGUCUUGGGCUGGCCAUGCACUUUGGUCAUCAAGGGCUAGAGUUCAGUAGAGUUCAGGUGAUAGGUAGUACUCAUCUUUUCAUUUUAGACAAACUUGUUUCCCCAGGAGGGAAACAUAUAUGUGUUCUUUGGAAAAGAAAACACAGAGGGCAGCUAUACCAAGGUUCUGAAUAACCUCUUCUUUACCUAGAUAUACUGACAAUGUGGUUUAUGUCCUGUUUUUUCCGCCAUGCAUUGCUAAUGUACUACUGUUUAAAACCAGGCCCUGGAGGUUAUUGGUCUGAUUUUUGUCUGAACUGCAGUCCCUUGGUGAUGGCAUAUCAUUCAAACAUACCACAUGGAUAUUUUGUUUGUAAAACAUACAGACCAGUUCAAGCAACGUUGCAGACAAACACAACAAGGUUAAUAUAAGUCUCAGCUGAGCCAUAAAGAAACCAAUAUAUGCAAUGUGUAUAU
Messenger RNA from Chanos chanos (milkfish), 1535 nucleotides. It is a transcript of the gene cln6b, whose product is annotated as CLN6 transmembrane ER protein b. Bases 60 to 980 code for a protein of 306 amino acids. Gene Ontology annotation, cellular component: membrane; endoplasmic reticulum. The transcript has 7 exons. The record is from RefSeq and is a predicted model, not a curated record. Gene Ontology annotation, biological process: lysosome organization. Lineage: Eukaryota; Metazoa; Chordata; Actinopteri; Gonorynchiformes; Chanidae.